CCUGUUUUGGUUUUCCUCCAUGAUCCUGAUACGUGGCUGUUUGGGAAAGCCCUGUCUGCAGCUGGGAUUCAUGCGGAGGUUGGGAUCCUGCACAAACUGCACUGAGCCUCGGUUCAUGCGCGGGCCUGGAUGGCAGGGACACACCGGAGCAGCGACAGCGGAAAACACGAGCGUCACUUGUUGCUAGUGCGUUUCGGACCAUGGGCUGGAUGAAAGACAAACGCAGUACUAAGCCCAGCUGGGCCCUGGCGCUGUUGGUCCCGGCGUUGUUGCUGACAGUGACCUCUAGGGGGGCGUCCAGCAGUCAGAGGAUGAUCCAAACGGUCAUGGCUCAGACCACAGCCACCGCGGCGGGACCCGGCUCCACGGACCUGCUCCAGGGGCUGCACCAGGGUCUGCAGGCCACAGCCCAGUUCCUCUGCUCCGAAGAGGCUCAUGUCCUGCUCCUGGCUCUGCUCGGCUCCGUCGCGGUCGGCCUCAGCGGGAUCUUUCCGUUACUUAUUAUUCCCAUCGAGGCAGGUGCAGCCCUCAAAACUGAAGCUGGAUCUCAGAGACUGAAGCAGCUCUUGAGUUUUGCCAUCGGUGGUCUUCUUGGAGAUGUUUUUCUGCACCUCCUUCCUGAAGCCUGGGCACUGUCUGGCUCUUCAGUGGGGAAACAAAACCACUACAAAACCCAGGGCUUGUGGGUAAUUGCUGGUUUGCUGGCCUUUUUACUCUUGGAGAAGAUGUUUCCAGAUGAGGACGGCCAUGAAGGUGCCACGGCUCACUCCGAUUUGAACUUCAACUCUAAACAGUCUAUUUCAGUUUUCAGUGGAAAGACAGAAGUGUCACUCCAAAAUGGACACCACGCUGAGUCAUGGAAAUCUUCUAAGCAGCUGCAGCAAACGUCUCAGAAAAUCAAGACAAGUGGGUAUUUAAACCUGCUGGCAAACUGCAUAGAUAACUUCACUCAUGGCCUGGCAGUGGGAGGAAGUUUUCUGGUUAGCAAAAAGGUUGGCCUCCUUACCACCUUUGCCAUCCUGCUCCAUGAAAUCCCCCAUGAGGUGGGAGACUUUGCCAUUUUGCUGCGUGCUGGGUUUGAUCGCUGGAGUGCCGCUCGCAUGCAGCUGUCCACAGCCAUGGUCGGGGUCCUGGGGGCGUGUGUGGCCCUCUACGCUCAGUCUCCAAAAGGAACAGAAGACACAGCCUCCUGGAUAUUACCUUUCACCUCUGGAGGAUUUCUCUACAUCGCUUUGGUCAAUGUGGUCCCUGAUCUGCUGCAAGAGUCCAAUUUGAGGCAGUCCAUGCUCCAGAUCGUCCUCAUUCUCUCCGGUGUAGCUGUGAUGGCUCUUCUUUCGACCAUUGUUUAAACGGGCCUCUCUGUUACUCUCCGUGCAUUUGAUACACACAGUAUAUAUCGUGUAAAGUAUAGUACACUCCACAAUCACAGCCUGUUACUGACGUGACUGAAAAUGGCACUUUAUGGACUGAAUGGACAAUGAUAAUGUGCCAAAUUUAAACCAAGGGAAGUAAAUAAACGGCAUAUACCAAAAACCCGUUUUGCACAUAAGCAGCAUCACUUUGGUUUUUACUCCUGCUCUUUAUGGCUUUUUACUUUGUAUUUUAACUAUUUAAAGUAUGUCUUAUUUUCAUGCAGCUGCUGUAUUUAUUGAAAUAGAGAUAUCCGUGCUUUGUUUUCCCAGUCUACAUUCAUGAUUUAUAUCCCCCCGUCAUGUUACAAAAUAAGUGCCAAACACUAGAAUCUGUCCGACUUGUGUCAGGUUUAGUUUCCAUUAACAAAUGCUGUAUUAUAUACAGUGAAGUUUCCACAUUUACCUAAGCAAUAUCUUUAUAUUUUUGUUAUAAAUAUUUACUACGAAAGAAUGUUUAAGUUAACAAAAUAAAUCUAGAAAUGCUAUUUUUAUUUGGUGUAUAUUUGUGUAGAAUUCCCAGAGUAAAUCUAACCCUAACAAUCAAAGGUAGAAGACGCAUCUUUUAAAAAAUAAACACGAUGGAAAACUCA
Molecule: messenger RNA, 2002 nt
Organism: Periophthalmus magnuspinnatus
Lineage: Eukaryota; Metazoa; Chordata; Actinopteri; Gobiiformes; Gobiidae
Gene: slc39a13
Product: solute carrier family 39 member 13
Exons: 10
Coding region: 201-1349 (382 amino acids)
Biological process (GO): intracellular zinc ion homeostasis; zinc ion transmembrane transport
Cellular component (GO): membrane
Molecular function (GO): zinc ion transmembrane transporter activity
Source: RefSeq, a predicted model, not a curated record